Solanum verrucosum is the source of this 3715-nucleotide messenger RNA. Its product is annotated as protein SUPPRESSOR OF MAX2 1. Gene Ontology annotation, molecular function: ATP binding; ATP hydrolysis activity. The coding region runs from base 211 to 3375 and encodes 1054 amino acids. The transcript has 3 exons. NCBI's taxonomy places the organism in Eukaryota, Viridiplantae, Streptophyta, Magnoliopsida, Solanales, Solanaceae. The record is from RefSeq and is a predicted model, not a curated record.
AAAGUUUAGAAGAAGACGGUGUGCAUGUGUUCAUUGCUUUUAUCAUCUUCAUCAUCAUCUUUUUGUUUAGAGAGAGAAGAAGACUUAGCUGUAGAGAGAGAAAAACAGAGAAAAAAUUUCAUAAAUUUUGUGAAGAAAACCAACAAUUUCUCUCUUGAUUUCAAUUUUUUGUUCAAAUUUAUCAUCAAUUCUUGAAGAAAAAUUCCAAUUAUGAGGGCAGGAUUAAGUACAAUCCAACAAACGUUAACCCCAGAAGCAGCAACAGUAUUAAACCAUUCAAUAGCUGAAGCAAGUCGCCGGAAUCACGGCCAAACAACGCCGUUACAUGUGGCGGCGACUUUAUUGUCGUCGCCGUCAGGGUAUCUCCGGCAAGCCUGUAUCCGUUCACACCCAAAUUCAUCACACCCACUUCAGUGUCGUGCACUUGAGCUAUGCUUUAGCGUUGCUUUAGAAAGAUUACCCACUGCUCAAAACAUGCUUCAAGGUACAGAACCCCCAAUUUCAAAUGCGUUAAUGGCUGCUUUGAAAAGGGCACAAGCUCAUCAACGAAGAGGGUGUCCAGAGCAACAACAACAGCCGCUUUUAGCUGUGAAAGUUGAAUUAGAACAGUUGAUAAUUUCGAUUCUCGAUGACCCAAGUGUGAGCAGGGUGAUGAGGGAAGCUAGUUUUUCUAGCCCAGCUGUGAAGAACACGAUUGAACAAUCGUUAACGCAAACCUCCUCGUCUUCGCAUCAUCAUCAAACAAAUAUCAAUUUAUCACCUUUCACCGCGAUGGGUGGUGGGUCUAGGAUUCUCGGAACAAAUCCGGUGACACCAGUACAGAUAACUCGAAAUAUGUAUUUGAAUCCUAAGUUACAGGGAGGUGGAGGUGGGGGUGGGGGUAGGGUGGGGAUAGGAGGGCAAUUGGGUAAUCUACAAAGAGGUGAAGAAGUGAAAAGGGUGUUAGAGAUUUUGUUGAGAAGCAAGAAAAGGAACCCAGUUUUGGUUGGUGAAGGUGAACCAGAAAGUGUAGUGAAAGAACUUUUUAAGAAGAUUGAGAAAGGGGAAUUAAGUGAAGGGCAUUUGAAGAACUUACAAAUUGUUCAAAUGGAUAAGGAGUUUUCGUUUUCGUGUGAUAAAAUCCAGAUGCUUAAUAAGAUUAAAGAAGUAGAAGGGGUAAUCGAGAGUAAGAUGAGUAAUGGUACUGGAGGUGUGAUUCUUGAUUUAGGUGAUUUGAAAUGGCUUGUUGAGCAGCAACAACAACCGAUGAUUUCGGAGAUUGGGAAAUCAGCAGUGGCUGAAAUGGGGAAGUUAUUAGCGCGAUUUCGAGAGGAUAAUAGUAAUAGCAAUAAUAAUAAUAGGUUAUGGUUGAUUGGUACUGCUACAUGUGAGACAUAUUUGAGAUGUCAAGUUUAUCAUUCUACUAUGGAAAAUGAUUGGGAUCUUCAAGCUGUUCCUAUAGCUUCAAGAUCUCCUCAUCCAGGAAUAUUUCCAAGGCUUGGAAAUGAAAGAAUUCUUGGAAGUUCCUUGGAUCCUCUGAAUCCGCUGAAGAGCUUUACUGGUCCGGUGCCUUCACUACCAAGGCGUGUACCAGAGAAUUUAAAUCCGAGAUUGAGGACAUCGUGUUGUCCCCAGUGCAAGGAGAAGUUUGAACAUGAGUUGGCGAAACUUGUAUCUGAGUUUGAGAAUUCAUCAUCUGAAGCUAAAUCAGAAUUUCCUCCUCGACCUCAGUUGCCUCAAUGGUUGCAAAGUGCCAAGCUAAAGAAUGAUAGUAAAGCAACGACUCUGUCACAGAUCAAGGAUCAAAGUAUUUUGCAGCAAAAGACUCAAGAACUUCAAAAGAAGUGGAACGAUACAUGUUUGCAACUUCAUCCUAAUUUCCAGCACAGUGUCGAGAUUCAAAGAACAGUACCACCUGUUCUCUCUAUGCCAGGCUUAUAUAAUCCGAACCUGCUUUUGCGUCAACCUUUACAGCCCAAGCUUGUUCCAAGUAGAAGCCUGGGGGGAGUGAGCCUGCAACUGAACACCACCCAAACGGCUAGUCAAUCUCUGGAAAAGGUAGCUACCCCUCCUGGAAGCCCUGUAAGGACCGACUUGGUUCUCGGGCCAAAACCAAGUGAAACUGCCCCGGAGAAAACUCUGGAAGAUCAAGCGAAGGACUUCCUCAGCUGCAUUUCUUCCGUGCCUCAGAACAAGUUACUUGACAAAUUUGCUAGUGCACUAGAUGCUGAUACGUUUAAAAGGCUUCUCAAGGGUCUAAUGGAGAAAGCUUGGUGGCAGCAAGAUGCAGCCUCUUCUGUUGCUUCUGCUGUGUCAAGGUGCAGAUUGGGCAAUGGGAAACAGCGGGGUGGUGCACCAAAGGGUGACAUAUGGCUGUUAUUCACGGGUCCUGACAGAUAUGCCAAGAGAAAGAUGGCAUCGGUUCUUGCAGAGCAAAUGUGCGGAAAUAGUCCAAUAAUGAUCUCCCUUGGUUCACGGCGAGAUGAUGAAGAGUCAGACGUAGGUUUCCGUGGUAAAACAGCCGUAGAUCGUAUUGCAGAGGCUGUUCGGAGGCAUCCACUUUCAGUUAUUAUGCUCGAGGAUAUAGACGAAGCAAAUGGGGUAGUUCGUGGGAGCAUAAAACGAGCCAUGGACAGAGGUAGGCUUACGGAUUCACAUGGCCGUGAGAUUAGUCUCGGCAAUGUCAUAUUCAUUCUUACUGGAAAUUGGUCUACAAUGAGCCCCGAGAGCUACAUGAAUGAGUAUUUGAUGGAAGAAAAGAAACUGGUCUCGCUAGCCAGUUCCGAUUGGCAGUUAAGGUUAGCAGUUGGUGAAAAGAGCGCUAAGCGCAGAGCGAGUUGGUUGCAUGAUCAAGACAGACCUAGAAAAGAAUUGAAUCUAGGUCUCUCUUUCGAUCUAAACGAAGCAGCAGAGUUCGAGGAUUAUAGAACUGAUGGAUCACACAAUUCAAGUGAUCUAACUGUUGAGCGCGAAGAAGAUCCUAGCCUUGAAAACAGGCGAUUCUCAGUUACAUCAGUUCCUCACGAGCUCGUCAGCUCCGUGGAUGACACCAUCCCAUUCAAGCCGAUUGAAUUCCUGUUUGCUCGACGUGAGAUCAAGAAAACAAUCAGCAAGAAAUUCUCCAUGGUCGUCGUUGAUGACAAGGUCUCAAUCGAAGUUGAAGACGAGAUAGUAGACCGGAUCCUAGGUGGCUUAUGGCGUGGUCGAACAAGCCUAGAACAAUGGGUGGAGAAAGUUUUAGGUCCGAGUUUCGAUCAAAUCCAGCCCCGGCUACCCUCUUCCGACGAAAACACUAUCGUUCGACUUCAGCUUGAACUACUGCAUAGAGACUCCAAUAGCCAUAACAAUGGAGAAUGUCUACCUAGCAAAGUCACAAUAGUGGCAGAUGGACAGUAGUGAAAGUGAUAUUUUCCUCAUUCCACUUGGGUACAUUUUGUAUAUAGGGAAAAUUGUGUGGCUUUGGGACAAACAAAACAAGAUUAGAGGGGGUAAAGAAGCAAAAAAAAAAAGUUAUUACCAAAAGAGUGAGAAUGUUGAUAGAUUAGAGAACCUUUAUUUUUUCCACAUAAUUUUUUUUUAAUAGUUUGGUUGUUAUAGUAAUGUAAUGUUGUACUAGAUACUUAUAUUAUUAUAAGCCAUGAUUAAUAAAAUGGAGGAAUUCCUCCUUGGGAAAUUCUCCAUUUUCCAAUGUAAUCAUAACUUUAGUAUAUACAUAUUUAUUGUAUUUUUUACACAU